AUGAACAUCACCCCCUCCUCACCUCACCUCUCCUUCCCAAUGGAAGAGACCCUCCCAGCGCCUUACCCAGCCAAGCUCUCAUCCUCCCUCUCGGCUCCUCACUCCCCUCACCCCAUCUUGCCCACAGAGAUCCUGAUCAAGGUGCAGGUGUAUGUGAGCGGGGAGCUGGUGCCCCUAGCCCGGGCCUCCGUGGAUGUGUUUGGGAACCGGACCUUGCUGGCUGCCGGCACCACAGACUCAGAGGGCGUGGCCACAUUACCUCUCAGUUACCGCUUGGGCACCUGGGUACUGGUCACUGCUGCCCGCCCUGGCUUCCUCACCAACUCUGUGCCCUGGCGUGUUGACAAGCUGCCCUUGUAUGCAUCUGUCAGCCUCUACCUGCUCCCCGAGCGGCCAGCCACCCUCAUCCUCUAUGAGGACCUUGUGCACAUCCUCCUAGGCUCUCCUGGAGCCCGAUCCCAGCCCUGGGUGCAGUUCCAGCGCCGGGCUGCCCGCCUGCCUGUCAGCUCCACCUACAGCCAGCUCUGGGCCUCGCUCACACCUGCCAGCACCCAGCAGGAAAUGCGGGCUUUCCCUGCCUUCCUGGGCACCGAGGCCUCCAGCUCAGGCAAUGGCUCCUGGCUGGAGCUGAUGCCCCUGGCUGCUGUGAGUGUGCACCUGCUGACAGGCAAUGGGACAGAGGUGCCGCUCUCAGGUCCCAUUCACCUGUCCCUGCCAGUGCCCUCAGAGCCUCGUGCCCUGGCUGUGGGCACCAGCAUACCAGCUUGGAGGUUUGACCCCAAGAGUGGACUGUGGGUACGAAAUGGCACUGGUGUGAUCAGGAAGGAAGGCCGGCAGCUCUACUGGACCUUCAUCUCCCCCCAGUUGGGGUACUGGGUGGCUGCUAUGGCCUCCCCCACGGCUGGGCUGGUCACUAUCACGUCAGGCAUCCAGGAUAUUGGCACCUACCAUACCAUCUUCCUGCUGACCAUCCUGGCAGCCCUGGCCCUGCUGGUGCUCAUUCUGCUGUGUCUGCUCAUCUACUAUUGCCGGAGGCGAUGCUUGAAGCCAAGGCAACAGCACCGCAAGCUGCAGCUCUCCGGACCUUCUGACGGUAACAAACGAGAUCAGGCCACCUCGAUGUCCCAGCUCCACCUCAUCUGUGGAGGACCCCUGGAGCCCGCCUCGUCGGGGGACCCCGAGGCCCCACCUCCAGGACCCCUGCACUCGGCCUUCUCUAGCUCCAGGGACUUGGCCGCUUCCCGAGACGACUUCUUCCGUGCCAAGCCGCGCUCCGCCAGCCGCCCCGCCGCGGAGCCUCCGGGUGCCCGCGGGGGUGAGGGUGUCGGGCUUAAGGGCGCCCGCUCGGUCGAGGGGCCUGGCGGACUGGAGCCCGGCCUGGAGGAGUACCGGCGGGGGCCUGCGGGGGCCGCCGCCUUCCUGCACGAGCCGCCCUCGCCGCCGCCGCCUUUCGACCAUUACCUGGGCCACAAGGGGGCGGCCGAAAGCAAGACCCCCGACUUCCUGCUCUCGCAGUCGGUGGACCAGCUGGCGCGGCCGCCGUCGCUCAGCCAGGCGGGGCAGCUCAUUUUCUGUGGCUCCAUUGACCAUCUUAAGGACAAUGUCUACCGCAACGUCAUGCCCACCCUGGUGAUCCCUGCACACUACGUGCGCCUCGGCGGCGAGGCUGGCGCCGCGGGAGUGGGCGAUGAGCCCACCCCGCCAGAGGGCUCGGCCUCCGGCCCAGCGCGCCCUUUUCCCCAGCCCGACCCCCAGCGCCCGCUGAUGCAGGGCCACUCGGGCGCGGGGGGCGAGGGCGGUGGUGGUGGCGGCGGCGAGGGCUGGGGGGGCGGGCGCUCGGCGCCCGUCAGCGGCUCCGUCACUAUCCCGGUGCUGUUCAACGAGUCCACCAUGGCGCAGCUCAACGGGGAGCUGCAGGCGCUGACCGAGAAGAAGCUGCUGGAACUGGGCGUGAAGCCUCAUCCGCGCGCCUGGUUCGUGUCCCUGGAUGGGCGCUCCAACUCACAGGUGCGCCACUCCUACAUCGACCUGCAGGCGGGAGGCGGGGGCCGCAGCACCGACGCCAGGCUGGUGGCUGGGGCAGCCCUGGGGACUGGGGGGUAA
Molecule: messenger RNA, 2103 nt
Organism: Ictidomys tridecemlineatus (thirteen-lined ground squirrel)
Lineage: Eukaryota; Metazoa; Chordata; Mammalia; Rodentia; Sciuridae
Source: RefSeq, a predicted model, not a curated record